AGUCGAACACCGACAGUUAUUCCAGCCACACGCGCCAUGACUGCGUUGUGUCACAGAAAAUCGCCGCGAGUGUCGUAAUCAAACGUUUUGUGUGAACUUUAUAAUGGAUACGAUACUUCUAAGUGCUGUCCUUGUACUGCUGCAAGGCUAUGCAGCAGCUACGUGUCGUUUCCCUGGUGCGCCAGCCCACUCCCGGGUCUCCUUCUCCAAUCAGAACUUGACAGACGGUACCAUCGCAUCCUACACGUGCGAAAGAGGGUUCGAACUGCUGGGUCCCGCCCGUAGACUGUGCGGGCCCAAUGGAAGAUGGACGCCUGAGGGUAUUCCAUUUUGUGUAUUGAACGUAGCCGCCGGAAAAGCGCCUAUGCAGAUCUCUACAGAGGACGGCGGGGCUCCACAACGAGCGCUUGACGGCAGCACCUCUGCAGCAUUUAACUCUGAAACCUGCACACUUACAAAGUCGGAGCGUGUACCUUGGUGGUACGUCAACUUACUGGAACCUUACAUGGUGCAGCUCGUUAGACUCGACUUCGGAAAACCGUGUUGUGGUGCCAAUAAACCAGCUGUAGUGGUUGUUCGAGUCGGUAACAAUCGUCCAGAUCUCGGAACAAAUCCAAUCUGCAACAGAUUUACGGGAUUUUUGGAAGAGGGUCAGCCUCUAUUCCUACCUUGCAAUCCUCCAAUGCCUGGAGCAUUUGUCAGUGUCCACUUAGAAGCUGCAAGUCCAAGUCAGUUAUCUAUCUGUGAAGCGUUCGUGUAUACAGAUCAAGCUCUACCGAUAGAGAGGUGUCCGCAGUUCCGUGAUCAGCCCCCGGGCAGUACUGCGACUUAUAAUGGAAAAUGCUACAUAUUUUACGAUCACCAGCCGUCAAACUUCAGGGACUCCCUCGCGUUCUGUCGGUCGAGAGGGGGAACGCUAGUGGAUGAGAGUAAUCCCGCGCUGCAAGGAUUUAUCAGCUGGGAGCUUUGGCGCAGACAUCGAAGUGACAGUAGCAGUCAGUACUGGAUGGGAGCUGUUCGAGAUCCUCAAGACCCAAACAACUGGAAGUGGGUGAACGGCAAUGACGUCACUGUGUCUUUUUGGAAUGCACCAGGAGGUGGUGAAGGUUGUGCCAGAUUCGAUGGCAAUAAAGGGUGGCUUUGGGCUGACACCGACUGCCAAGCGAGAUUAAAUUAUAUCUGCCAGCACCAACCUAAAGCUUGCGGUAGACCAGAGCAGCCGCCCAACUCCACCAUGACCACGGAGAGCUUUGAAGUUGGGGCAACAGUGGAAUAUUCGUGUGAUGAGGGUCACCUUCUUGUAGGUCCUACUGUUCGGACAUGUUUAGAUACCGGUUUCUACGAUGAAAUCCCACCUGUUUGCAAACGUAUAGACUGUGGUUACCCUGCUGGGAUAGCGCACGGAAGCUAUGAGCUGGUGAACGGUUCAGCGUCGUAUUUGUCACAUGUCCAGUACUCCUGCGACGUUGGUUACGAAAUGACCGGGCGAUCAAGACUCGUCUGUGACAUUGACGAAAGAUGGAAUGGACCACCCCCAAGAUGCGAUGUGAUCCAGUGUGAAGAGCCGCUGCCGAUCGUAAACGGUCGCGUAUCAGUAGAGGGCAAUGCGUCCGUUUUCGGCGCCGUGGCCGAGUAUGAGUGUGCACGCGGCUACCAGCUGCAUGGGGCGCAUCUUCGCGCCUGCCUUGCCACUGGGCUAUGGGACCAGCCUGCACCGCAUUGCCGACUGGAGGAGCGGUCAACAACUACAACGACAACUUCCACCACAACAACCACGACGCCUUCAACAACAACAAAUUUUAUUCCCACAACACCUCCACUGACUACUCCUCGCUUAAUUCUCCCUUCAAAACCCCGGCCUUCGCUACGUCCGAUUCCCUCCCCGACUCCCUUCUUGCCACCCGACACUUCACACAGACCACGACCAAAGAUCACAACGACGGAACGAUCAACAACUAAAUCGUACGAGAAGCCGCCACCGCGGAAGGUCACAGUUUCAGAUUCGCAAGACUCGUCCACUAGCAACGUCCCACACAUCAUAGUGGCUAGUCACCCGAGGGAAAAUCAAAUAAUCGGCAGCGGUAACAACAUCCGCGCGGAGCAGACGCCACGCGUGAACGUGCCGCAGCCGGUGGACGGCGCGCGGCGCGACGGCGCGCGGCUCAACCUGGGCGCCGUGGUCGCGCUCGCCGCUUUCGGGGCGCUCGUCUUCCUCGUAGCCAUCAUCACUACGAUCGUCAUAUUAGUUAGAAGCAGGAAACAUCACGACGGCAAAAGAUACAGGCAUCACGUGUCCCCGGAUUGCAAUACCGUAGCUUCGCUAGAUUCGUCCUCCUCGGAGUCGCGAAGUGGUCUCAACAGAUACUAUCGACAAGCUUGGGAAGAACUUCACGAGGCCGCUGGUGCAAAACAUGGUCAUAGGAGGCAUGAAAGAGAAGCUCCUAAAGACGGAUCCGAGCUCGUGGUAUCUGAUGUAUAUCCCGCCCCUCACACGAGAGACAAGAGACGGCAUCACCAUCAUCACCAUCGCGAGCCAAAACAUCCAGAUUGGCAUCCAUCGCACCGUCCCCACCACAAUCACAAACCUAGAUAUUAACCAUUUCAAAACGAACUAAAGACAAUGUGUUCGGGAUGUAUAUCCUUUAUCAAAUAUACUUGUAAAAGCCUUUUAUUUGAACUAUUGCAAUUAAACACUCCAUACUGGGGAUAUAGUGUAUUAAACAGUUUAAUUGUAACUGAUAAUGCUAAAUAAUCUAUAACUGUUCACAUACCGAAUUUCCAAUCACGUGUAAUAAUUUUACAAUUUACAAUUAUUGCAAAAUAAUUUUUAAUACGUGUAUUAAAAAUAAAAUGGCUAUUGUUACAUAUUUAUUAUAAAUUAAAAAUAACUGAAACGAGAAAGGACAUACAUCUGUCGUUACAGCUACAGUAUUCUUUUACUAUAAUUUAUUCAAUUGGAUUCUUGCUUAUAACUAUGAUUAUCUUGAUCUUUUCUUAUGUUAUUUAUUUAUGUAUUGUACAAAAAUUUUCAUUUAAUAGAUACUAUUAGCAUAACGUUCUUAUCUUAAAUAAAACAGCAAUAAAAGUACGAAUACCUACAUACCUAGUAUAAUUAUAAUAUGAGUAAGAUUAGAUUGAAUUUAAUCAUUGUUUCGAGCUCGUAACGUUUCUUUUAUAAAUGUAUUAUUUUAAGAAAUAUUUUCUAUAUGAAAUUGUAAUCAAAUAUAUUUAACCGGUCUGAUUACAAAAUGUGGUUUGUUAGUAGUCUGGGUCUUAAAGAAUAGUCUUUGCCUCGAAGGAUAUCCGUUAACUGCAGUGCAACUGCGAAAUUCGACAUUAGGUAGGAUUUUAGUUCGCAUAAUUUCGCGGGCCUCUUGCCGUGAAACAGAUUGUAGUUUAAACCUGAGACUGACUAUAAACUGCUUUUGUAAUAAGGCGGUAUAAGUUUAAUGUAGGCUUUUAUCGGGAACAAUAAUGUGAAUAAUUUUAAGGUAACAGUUUUCACGCCACAAAAGUUCUGAUAACUACUAUCAUUAUCAUCUAGAAGAAUUUUAUGUAUUAUCAUGUAAUAUAAAUGACUUAUAAAUUCUGCCGUAAAAGAAAAUACCUACCUACUACAUACAUUUAGUAAGAUACCUACCACAUAGUUUCUUUUUGUUUUGUAACUAAAAAUUAGAUUUGCAGAUAAGCAACGUAAUUCUUAGAUGCCUACCUUUUAUAUGGUACAAAAUAAACAUUUAAUUUACGAACUUUAGAAAGUACAAGCGCUAUCUACUUAAAUAAUCAAAAUUCAAAUAAAAGGCAAUCAGUAUGACAAAAAUGAUAAAAUGUGCCAUUAGACGGGCAGAAAUAAAAUAUAUUUUAUAUAAGAAAUUCACUUAUUAAUUUAUUAUUAAUUUAUAAAUUAAUGUUGGUGUAAAUAUUUGUUUCCAAAGAAUUAUUGGCGAAAGUUCCAAGCCUAUGCUUUCGCAAUAUGGCGAUGCGAAAUGAAUCAACUAAGUUAAUUCUUCUUAUUCGAAACGCUUUAUCUACUCUAAAUCGAAGUAGAACGUGUUUUUUUUUUUUUGCUUAGUAGAGUGCAUAAUUAUUAAGUAUUAUUUGUAUACCUACCACGUAUUGUAGAAUAAAUUUAUUGUGAUAAUC
Messenger RNA from Parnassius mnemosyne (clouded apollo), 4143 nucleotides. The record is from the annotation of a GenBank genome assembly. NCBI's taxonomy places the organism in Eukaryota, Metazoa, Arthropoda, Insecta, Lepidoptera, Papilionidae.